Jaculus jaculus (lesser Egyptian jerboa) is the source of this 771-nucleotide messenger RNA. Its product is annotated as programmed cell death protein 6-like. Lineage: Eukaryota; Metazoa; Chordata; Mammalia; Rodentia; Dipodidae. The transcript has a single exon. The record is from RefSeq and is a predicted model, not a curated record. Bases 1 to 567 code for a protein of 188 amino acids. Gene Ontology annotation, molecular function: calcium ion binding.
AUGGCCGCCUACUCGUACCGCGGUGGCCCCGGGGCUGGACCCGGGCCUGCGGGCGCCGCGCUGCCGGACCAGAGCUUCCUGUGGAACGUCUUCCAGCGGGUUGAUAAAGACAGGAGUGGGGUGAUAUCGGACAGCGAGCUUCAGCAAGCGUUAUCCAAUGGCACAUGGACCCCAUUCAAUCCUGUGACCGUGAGGUCAAUCAUUUCUAUGUUCGACCGGGAGAACAAGGCCGGCGUGAACUUCAGUGAGUUCACGGGCGUGUGGAAGUACGUCACGGACUGGCAGAACGUCUUCCGCACCUACGACAGGGACAACUCGGGGAUGAUCGACAAGAACGAGCUGAAGCAAGCGCUCUCAGGCUACUGGCUCUCCGAUCAGUUCCAUGACAUCCUCAUCCGCAAAUUUGACAGACAAGGACGAGGGCAGAUCGCGUUUGAUGACUUCAUCCAAGGCUGCAUUGUCUUACAGAGGUUGACAGACAUCUUCAGACAGUAUGACACGGACCAGGACGGCUGGAUCCAGGUGUUUUACGAGCAAUAUCUCUCCAUGGUCUUCAGCAUCGUGUAGCCAGACUUUGUGGACAACAGCCCAGCGUGUGAAGACACUGGAAUGCCAAAUCUCUCAGCCUGUGACGCAGGACGCAGGUGCAGUCAGCUGCUGCUCUUCCUGUAAACUUUGUAUAGGUGACACUUGGGGACCUGGCUGUACAUAUGUGAAUAGACUAAUUAGUGUUUAUAAUCGUAGCUGCAUUGUGACCAUACAAACCUUGGG